AUGAAAGAUCGGCCCGUCAUCAGCAUCGAAAAUUACACCAUAUACUGCGGCGAUGCCGAUGAGAACAAAAUCGGAAGUGCUCACGCACCUACGGAAACCGCUAAGGACAACAGUAAGGACGCCUUCUAUGAUCAACUCAAUGCGUUGAUGUCUAAAAUACCAAGCCAGCAGGUGGUCAUUGUCGGAAUCGACGCAAAUGCGAAUAUGGGACUCGAACAGCAGUCUGAUGUGCUAGGAAAAUGGUAUUAUCCAGCGGAGCGCACGUCGGACAACGGUGACCGUCUGGUCGACUUGUGCGAACAGACGGGCCUCAUCAUCGCCUCCACCUUUAAGAAGAAUCAUCGACGCCAUCAGCUCACGUGGCAGGGGUCAACCCUUUUAACGCCUAAAGAGCAGCGCAAGCGGAAGAUGAGGACUCUUAAGCUUCAGCUCGACUACGUUCUGGCGAGGAACAUUCCUCAGUCAGAUAUCCGAAAAUCUAGAGCUGUUUGGGACUUCGCGUUCGACUCUGACCACCGCCCAGUUCUUCUCAGCUUUAAGAUACGAUUCCACAAGAGAAACCGAGGAGUUCCUCUUCAACCGAAAAUUGAAAUGGCAGGUCUGAAAGACGAUGAAUGCAGAACAAAAUUCCGCCAACGUGUGUAUAUUCAUGUUGGAUACGGACCUGAAAGAAGCUUAGCCAUGCAGAUUCCUUCACAAAGUGCAUCCAGGACGCUGCAAGGGAAACGCUCCCGGGUUCUAUUGCUGCGAAAGUUUGCCUUUGUAUCUGCGGAAACAAAAUCCACGUACAAUUCUGUAUGUGUCGCAAGCAGCGCUGGUGACUUCAACAAGGAAACGCGUCUUAGAAGGAAGCUGCGUCGUCAACUGCAACAAGACCGCGAUAACGAGUAG
This is a messenger RNA of Necator americanus (New World hookworm), 891 nucleotides long. RefSeq lists its product as uncharacterized. Gene Ontology annotation, cellular component: nucleus. The coding region runs from base 1 to 891 and encodes 296 amino acids. The transcript is spliced from 2 exons. Gene Ontology annotation, biological process: chromatin remodeling. NCBI's taxonomy places the organism in Eukaryota, Metazoa, Nematoda, Chromadorea, Rhabditida, Ancylostomatidae. The record is from RefSeq and is a predicted model, not a curated record.